CCAUCUUUACUGUCCCCCACUGACGGCCGCACCACCACAGACCAGCAAGGUCUCCAUCUCCAUCUUCGCACUCCUCAUCGGAGUCUGGACUAAUAUUCCUAAGGCUUGGACCAAAUAUGCCUGCCCCAUCUCUAUUUGUUAAAAGAACAACUCUUCAUCUAAACAGAUUCCUUAUCUGAUGAGUUUAACUCAUCCACGGAAGUCAUGGGCUCCUCGAAAAUGGCAACUCACCUGGGUAUUGCAUAAACCCAGUACUAGAACCAAAUAUGCCAGUUUUCCUGUUCGGCGAAACAACUCUAAUAUGUUUUUAUUUUUACUUUUUGAGGACGACUCCGUCUGAAACUUUUCAGAACAUUGCAUGUGUCGUCAGGUGAGGGAGAGGCAGAGGGAAGAUGGAUUUUUUUAGUGGGUUGGAUUUUAAAAUUUGGGGAUUUUGACGCUGGGUAGCUUAUGUCCGGAGAUUGGAGUGGCUCGUCCUCACCAGUGCUAGGCGAUCGUGAUCUCCGGUGGCCAGCCGUCGGUGAGGGAAUAGAGGAGAGAGAGAUUUGUCUGAAAUGGAGGAAGAGAGAGAGUGACAGGCUUUGUCAUCUCCUAAAGUUUUUAUUUAUUUUUUUAUAAAAGGUCCAGACGUGGCACGGCCACGUUGGAUUGGGCGGACGCUGAGACGACCAAGUGUCUGCCGUAUAGUUCUACUCCUGAUAUACGGAUAAUUUUCUAUCUGAAAGACUGAAACCCUAAUAGGCAAGUACUCAUCACGCGGCGCCUCUUCUAGAGGUUUCUUCUUCACGGCUCCACCUCCACCGUCAAACGACCACGCCGACGGCCAGUGCGCUCGCCGUCGAUCAUCCUGCAACAAUGAAGGUGCGUUCUUCAGUUAAGAAGAUGUGUGAAUUCUGUAAGACUGUGAAACGCCGUGGUCGUGUUUAUGUAAUAUGCACAGCUAAUCCUAAGCACAAGCAACGACAAGGCAUGUCAACAUUUGCAUAUGAGGGCCCUGCUCCUCCUACGUCUUCUGACACGAGUACCAAACUGGAGAUGGUGACUGGUCCCAAUUUACGGGCCGGUCUGGCUUCUCUCAUUCCCAAAAAGCAGGAGCCAGUGAUGAUGUAUGGAUGGAGGGCAGGCCUUGCAUCCAUUCUGUUCAAUAAGGUAAAUUAGCUUUCCUCCUAUUCGGAAGGGUGAGAAUGAAAUGGGAUAAUCAAAGAAUCGUACUGGUUUUAGCCUUGAUGAAUUUUGUCAUCUAUUGACCUUUCUCGUGUAUUAUGUUUCAUUGUGAUGCUAUAUUCUUAUACACUAGUGGGAGGGAGUGAUUAAAAUGAAAAAGAAACAAGAGAGAGUAGUAACUUAAAUAAACAAGAUUUCUUGAGAGUACAGAAAUUCAAAUGUUCUUCAAUUCUUGGGAGGUUCAUACUUUAUGGAAGUCAUGGAAGGAAAAAUCUUCUGUUUCAUUUUUGCA
This is a messenger RNA of Corylus avellana, 1456 nucleotides long. Its product is annotated as Ribosomal protein L36. Gene Ontology annotation, molecular function: structural constituent of ribosome. NCBI's taxonomy places the organism in Eukaryota, Viridiplantae, Streptophyta, Magnoliopsida, Fagales, Betulaceae. The record is from RefSeq and is a predicted model, not a curated record. Gene Ontology annotation, cellular component: ribosome. Gene Ontology annotation, biological process: translation.